Ruditapes philippinarum (Manila clam) is the source of this 1652-nucleotide messenger RNA. RefSeq names its product 6-pyruvoyl tetrahydrobiopterin synthase-like. The record is from RefSeq and is a predicted model, not a curated record. Gene Ontology annotation, biological process: tetrahydrobiopterin biosynthetic process. Bases 29 to 469 code for a protein of 146 amino acids. Gene Ontology annotation, molecular function: 6-pyruvoyltetrahydropterin synthase activity. Gene Ontology annotation, cellular component: mitochondrion. The transcript has a single exon. NCBI's taxonomy places the organism in Eukaryota, Metazoa, Mollusca, Bivalvia, Venerida, Veneridae.
UCUUUUUGUUGUAUGUUUUCAGGUAAUAAUGUAUCCCAGAAAAGAACAACCGAUCGUCUAUAUCUCCCGUAGUGAUUGUUUCAGCGCAUGUCAUCGACUGAAUAACAAUAAUCUUUCAGAUGAAGAUAACCAAGCUACGUUUGGUAAAUGUAAUAACCCUAAAGGACACGGUCACAAUUACAAAGUCGAGGUGACUCUUCGUGGUCCUGUUGACCCUGUGACUGGAAUGGUGAUUAAUCUGACAGAUCUGAAAGCUUACAUGGAAAAAGCGUUUAUGUCAACACUUGAUCAUAAAAAUUUGGAUUUAGACGUGGACUAUUUUAAAGAUAAAGUCAGCACAGCAGAGAAUAUUGCAGUGUAUAUUUGGGAGAGAAUGGAUGAACAACUUACACCUGGACUUUUAUAUGAGGUCAAAGUGCAUGAAACUGAAAAGAAUAUCACUAUUUAUAGAGGUGAACUGUCAGAAUAACGUACGUCAAUUCAUGCUCCAUUUCGCAAAGUAACAGGAAACUGUGCGAUUGAGCACACACCGUACCUGUAGCAAAAUAAUUUGGCACUUGUUAAAACUAUAAAGUUUAGACCGCAUUAAUUCGGUUAUCACCAAUCUGCACCCUAACUUUCCACAACUUUUUUUAUCAAGCUGUUUAUUUAUCUUUGACAAUGUCUUGACGUUAUUGUACUUAUUGAACUUAUAAUCGUCGAAUGCAGCAUUCUUAAAUGUUAUCUAAUUAAAUAGAUAUGUAAGGUAAUUUUAUUUGUAACGAAAAAAUCCUUCAUGUAAAAGAAUUCAAAAUCAUAUAUUAAAAUGUCAUAGAUGAUAAAACUAAUUCUUCAUCAGAUAUGGAAUGCAAUAACACGACAGCGUACACAAUUUCUUAGUAAUAAAUCGUAUAUAUUAAACUUUUAAAGAACAUGAUCAUUAUUUGGAUUUAAGAGAAUUUAGACUUACAUUAAAUAUAUUCAUGGUUAUUUUAAAUUACAUUUUAUGAGUUUUCAUAUUUUAUGCUUACAGUUUGUAAGAAGUUGAGAAGCAAUAACUGAGUUGUCAUGCCACAUUUCAUUCCGACGGUUCAUAGUUCUCAAUAGUUAUCUCUUGCAUCUUUUUUGUGGUGUAUUGAACGCGAACAAAAAAGUGAUGUAUUAAAGUAUGAAUACCUCAUAAAUUUGUACACUCAGUAUACACAACUGCCGAUUCUCAUUUUGACCGACUUUUCAGCAAGGAAGUUAAGAAGUUAUUUUAUUACUUAUUUUCAAUGAGGAUACGAUACUGCAUGGGGUGUGGGUUCAAGCCCCACUGGGAGUCGAAAUUUUUGUACUUUUUUAAUUCUAUUUGUGUGGUCAAACUAUGGUUUUAUUUUAAAAUCUAUUAAAAAUUGUUUAAUUUAGAUAUAUUUGCAAAUUUGUAUGUACAUUUUAGUGUUAAAUGAAUGAAAAUUUGGUAGUUUUACUUCCUAAAUUUAUUAUAUAUUUCCAAAUCUGGAUAGUCAACUGUCUUUUUUUUGUACACAUAUUCAGAAAUGUAUGUCGAUAAUUAUUAUAAUGAAGAUAUAAGGAUACCCCCAUUGACAGCUAACAAAUAUGUCCGAUUUUCUUAACCCGACCCUCUUUUUGUUUAAUAAAAUCUGACAAACCUGUUUCAAUUAUCCAAUCUU